Molecule: messenger RNA, 1302 nt
Organism: Drosophila busckii
Lineage: Eukaryota; Metazoa; Arthropoda; Insecta; Diptera; Drosophilidae
Product: peritrophin-44
Exons: 2
Coding region: 78-1205 (375 amino acids)
Cellular component (GO): extracellular region
Molecular function (GO): chitin binding
Source: RefSeq, a predicted model, not a curated record
AUAAGCAGCGAUUGGCGACUUUAGUACCAUUAUACCAACGAAAGCUCGCGAAUAAGUCUUACUACAGGCCAGACACAAUGAGAGCUUUCUACUUGGCUGCCUGCCUAUUGCUGGCCGCUCAGUCCUAUGGCUUAACCAUGGAGGAUAUAUGCGAACAGAUGCCUAAUAGCGGAUACAUAGGCAAUCCUAUGGACUGCACCAUGUGGGGUUACUGUCAAGGUCAAGAGGCUGUUGCCUGGGGCUAUUGUGGAGAAGGACUAGUAUACGACGCACCCUCUUUUGCCUGUAAAAAUAGCACGACGACACCUUGCUCCACCAGUGUGGCUGCUACCUGCGCAGCCAUAACAGAUCCAUGCUAUCUGCCUGAUCCUACAGAUCCUAGCUGCAGCAGGUAUGCCUACUGCUUCGGCAAUGGCAAAACGGGCUACCUUAGCUGCCCAGACGGACAGAAGUUUGUUGCCAGCAACAACACCUGCGUGUGGAGCAACACUUGCAUCCAGCAAACCUAUUGCAAAUACACGCUCAGCAACAUAUUUAUCGGUGAUCCAAACAACUGCGGCGGCUACAUUCAAUGCUUAAACGGCAAUGGUGUUCCUGGAACUUGCGCAUCCGGUCGCUUCUUUAACAAGGCUACUGGAUACUGUGAAGUGGGCUCUGCAGACUGCACAGGCGACAACAACAAUAACAAUAACAAUAAUUCGGGAUUGCCACCCGCAACUAAUGGAACGAUCUGUGAUAACAAUAUAGGCCUUUUCAUGAAUGAUGGUCAAACUUGUUACGGAUUUUACUCCUGCGUGAAGCCGGAAACAGGUUCAGCUUCAGGUUCAGACCCACCUGGCCCUCCUGGCCCGCCUGGCCCACCCCCAUCAUCUUCUGAUGACUCAACCUCUACGGAAGGCUCAAUGAUCGCUAACUGGGGCGCGUGUCCAUUGGGUACAGAAUUUAACUCUGGCCUACAGAAGUGUGUUUCACCUAAUACGCUAUCCUGUCCAUUUAAUCGCUGUGCCAACACCAAUCUAGUGUAUGCCUCUGUUCCAGACACAAAUUGCAGACAAUACACCUACUGUCCGAACGGGCAGACUUAUAGCUGUCCGUCCGACUACCCAUUCUAUGAUGAGGUAAACAAGAAGUGUGUGAACGUUGAGCCAUCAUAUCCUAUUUGCUCUCAACCGGCCAACGUUGCCGACUGGAUAGUACAACCAUAAUAAUAACAUGGCCUAAAGACAUUCGAUCUAUUCAUAGACAUAUACUAAUGCUUAACAAAAUACAUAUGUACGCACUAUCAUAGCUAAAGAAAAAAAC